GGACGCCGGUGACUCGGGGGCUCUGGGAGGCGGAAACCCUAGGGGAGGCACCGUGUUCUUUAAGAGAGUAGACACAUUUUUCUCCCACCGUCUAGCUAAUGCAGAUUCCUCCUCCCCACUCCUCAGGGACUGGGAAAUGGUGUCCCCGGGACCGCUCGACUGCCCCGCCUCUUCCUGGAGAUGGGCACGUGAUACCGGAAGUGGGUGGGAGUGAAAUGAAGGCGUUUCCGGCGGGCCCCCGGCGGCUGAAAGCCGGGGCUCAGGUGCUGGCCCGAAUCGGGGUUUGUGUCCCGAUCCCGCCGAGGCGCCGACUUCAGCGGGGGGAAGGCGCUGUUGGAGGCGCUGGUUCGCCGCUGCUCGCUGCCUGGCAGCCUUAGCUCAGCUCAAGAUGAACUAUAUGCCCGGCACCGCCAGCCUCAUCGAGGACAUCGACAAAAAGCACUUGGUCCUGCUUCGAGAUGGAAGGACACUUAUAGGCUUUUUAAGAAGCAUUGAUCAGUUUGCUAACUUAGUGCUACAUCAGACUGUGGAGCGUAUUCAUGUGGGCAAAAAAUACGGUGAUAUUCCUCGAGGGAUUUUUGUGGUCAGAGGAGAGAAUGUGGUCCUUCUAGGAGAAAUAGACUUGGAAAAGGAAAGUGACACACCCCUGCAGCAAGUGUCCAUCGAAGAAAUCCUGGAAGAACAAAGGGUGGAACAGCAGACCAAGCUGGAAGCAGAGAAGCUCAAAGUUCAGGCUCUCAAGGACCGCGGCCUCUCCAUUCCCCGCGCAGACACUCUGGAUGAAUAUUAAGUCUUUUGCUCAGAGGCUGGUGCUCUUGGAAAGCAGAGGCUGUCACUGAAGGAAAGUGACACCUGGGUCACCCCAGACAUUUGACCGGAGACUGUAGAGUUUUGAAAAGUCAUCUUUAUUUUUAAUUCUUUCACCUAGGCAACCAUGAAGAAGAACUCAUUGGGUUUUUGUUUUUGUUUUGUUUUUUUAAAUAACAAAAUCAUUGUUUGAAGAAACAGUGGCAUGAACUUCUUUCACACGUCACUGUGGAGCCAGCGACUACUUCUUUAUAUUGUCCUUACCCCAAGUUAGACUUUCCAGGGGACAUUCUUCAUGUACUUGUAAAUAAAGUACAGAUAUCAAA
Molecule: messenger RNA, 1133 nt
Organism: Lepus europaeus (European hare)
Lineage: Eukaryota; Metazoa; Chordata; Mammalia; Lagomorpha; Leporidae
Gene: LSM1
Product: LSM1 homolog, mRNA degradation associated
Exons: 4
Coding region: 389-790 (133 amino acids)
Biological process (GO): deadenylation-dependent decapping of nuclear-transcribed mRNA
Cellular component (GO): Lsm1-7-Pat1 complex; P-body
Molecular function (GO): RNA cap binding
Source: RefSeq, a predicted model, not a curated record